AUGAAAACAAAGAAUUCAGUUUCAAAGCUUAUAAUCUAAAAAUGUUUUAUAUUUUUGAUGAAUUUCUACAAAUACUUAAAGUUCUAUUCUAAACUAACUCAAAAAUAUUUAACUUUUAUAAAAUACAGAUGA
Messenger RNA from Paramecium sonneborni, 132 nucleotides. The record is from the annotation of a GenBank genome assembly. NCBI's taxonomy places the organism in Eukaryota, Ciliophora, Oligohymenophorea, Peniculida, Parameciidae.